Molecule: messenger RNA, 2235 nt
Organism: Linum trigynum
Lineage: Eukaryota; Viridiplantae; Streptophyta; Magnoliopsida; Malpighiales; Linaceae
Source: the annotation of a GenBank genome assembly
GUACUAAUUCGUUCAAAAAUCCUUUUUAUUUUUCGGUCCAAAUUAUCUAAGCGCAUUAGCAUGCCAAAAAUGGUUAGCUCUCAUCUUGUGUGACCUUUUUUCGAAAUCGACUUAAAUGGUACGACAUGUUGGUAUAUAUAUAUGUUGAAAACGGAAUAAUAAAGGAAGACCGACUAAAUGUACCAUUAUGUUAAUCAAUGUAAACGUUAAGUAUCAUUCUGUUAAACCUCAAAAGUAAGGUGACCAUUUCUGUAAUUGAACCACAUCACAUAUCCAUUUGACAAUCUGCACAAUAGAAGUAAACCAAACGACAUGUGUUAGCAGGGGAAAAACAGAGUACUUUCAUAAUUGCCAUGGAUUAUCUCCGCCAAAAGAUGAUUUCUUCGUCUUCCUCCUUCGAAACAUUCAAAAUCCCCUGCCUCUUCACACUUGCAUCCAUCCUUGUAGUCACCUUCUUCAUCAUCCGAAAGCAGAGGUCCAAAACCGCCGCUCUAAACCUCCCGCCGGGUCCAUGGAGGCUUCCCAUCACAGGAAACAUCCACCAGAUGGUCGGCGACCAGCCUCACCGUCGGCUACGAGAUCUCGCCGGCAAAUAUGGCCCCGACGUGAUGAGCCUUCAGCUUGGGGAGCUCUCUUACAUCGUAAUCUCAACCCCUGAAGCCGCCAAGCUAGUGAUGAAAACCCACGACAUAGCUUUCGCUUCCAGGCCUUAUAUCCUGGGCCCAGAUACACUCUACUACGGUUGCAAGGAAAUCGGUUUCGCGCCCUACGGAGAGCACUGGAGACAGCUGCGCAAGAUCUGCACUCUGGAACUCUUCAGCGCCAAACGAGUUCAAUCUUUCCGCCACAUCAGGGAAGAAGAGGUGUCCAAUCUCGUGGCUUCUCUGGCUCGUUCUGCAGAUGCAGGGGAGCCUGUGAAUCUGACUCAGAUGCUGUUUAAGCUAUCGAGUACCGUAACUUCCAGGGCCGCAUUCGGUGAAGUACAGGAGCUAAACGAUGCUUUUCAGAUUGUUGUCAAUAAUAUUUCGGAUGCUUUCGCAGGUUUCAAAAUCUCUGAUCUUUAUCCUUCCUUCAAAUUACUCCCGACCCUCACUGGGUACAGAGCAAAGUUACAUCAGCUGCGGAAAGCAACAGAUUCGGUAUUAGAAGAAAUUAUCGGUGAACAUAGAUCGAGAAGAAGUGCGGGAAGGAAAGAUGAUAGUGAGAAAGAGGAUCUUGUCGAUGUCCUUCUGAAUCUUCAAGGAAAACAGGACCUUGGAAUACCCAUUACAAUGGAAGUCAUAAAAGCAGUGACUUUGGAAAUAUUUUUGGCGGGUAUUGAAACAUCAUCGACAAUACUGGAAUGGACCAUGUCUGAACUUAUAAAAAAUCCAAGAGUGCUUCAAAAGGCUCAAGAAGAGGUCCGGAAGAUGUUAGGCGAUGGCAGAAAAAUUGUAGACGAAGCAAGCCUUCAUCAACUGACGUACUCGGACAUGAUUAUUUCCGAAGUUCUAAGGUUACACCCUCCCAUUCCUUUACUUAUUCCUAGAGAAAGUAGAGAGAAGGUGGAACUCAAUGGAUAUGAUGUCCCAAUCAACACCAAGGUCAUUGUGAAUGCCUGGGCAAUCAGUCGGGAUCCCCGUCAUUGGGUCGAACCGGAGAAAUUCUACCCUGAGAGAUUCUUGGACUGCUCAACGGAUUACAAGGGGAAUGAUUUCCAGUUCAUUCCAUUCGGUGCUGGAAGAAGGAUAUGUCCCGGGAUUUCUUUUGGGAUGGCGGUCGUUAAACUGACGCUGGCGAAUCUGCUCUAUCACUUUCACUGGGAACUUCCAUCCGAAAUGAAACAAGAAGGCAUUGAUAUGGCCGAAAGUUUUGGAACGUCACUGAGAAGGAAGAAUGCUCUUCGUUUGAUUGUGAUCCCAAUUGAUGCAGUUUGAUGGGAAGGAGAACAAAUGACAAGAUGUAUAAAUAAGUGAAAGAUUCUCGUUAUGAGAUCUUAUGUUCUUUUUUCUUCUUCUUCUUCUUGUUGCUCCUGAUUUCUUCACUCCCGUCAAAACUCAAAAGCACUCUAGUACCUAGCAAAUUUCCUUAUUUUUAUAAGAGCCUUUAUUCAUUGAGAUAAGAGUGGUUGAAUGGAGAAGAGCCACAGGAAAAAAAAAUGUUGAAGAGUGUUAGGGCAGACACCAGUGAACGAUAUUACGUGAUCAUCCAACUCAUGAAAUCGUACUUAGCUAUCAUUAAACUUCUUUGUCCCUA